UGAGAUGGAUCAAAGGCUACUUGCAGCAAUAGUGAGGAAUGACCUACCCAGUUUCAUUAGAUUAUUUCAAGAAGAUGAAGCAAUUCUGGAACAAACCACUAAAUCCUUGAGCACAGCACUACACAUUGCUGCAAGGUAUGGACACAUCAAAUUGGUGACAGAAAUUAUUAGAUUGCGGCCAGAGAUGACUGCAGCUGAGAAUAAGAACUUGGAGACUCCAUUGCACGAUGCCUGUCGCCAGGGGAAUGCAGAUGUUGUAAGGCUACUAAUGUAAACCGAUCCAUGGGUGUCUUGCAGGUGUAACUCUGAAAAAAGUUUAUUGUUCAUUGCCUGCAGCAACGGGCAUCUGGAAGUAGUAAAGUUUCUAUUGUGUCAGCCCUGGUUGCUGGAGACAGAAGAAAAUAAUGAUGAUCUAACUUCUCUUCAUGUUGCAGUUUCUAAAGGGCAUGCAGAUAUAGUUGCGCAUUUGUUGAAAAUAUGUCCAAACUUGGCUCAAAAGAUUGACAAAAAUGGAUAUUCUCCAUUGCACUAUGCUUGUAGUAAAGGACGUGUUGCGAUAACGAAAAUGCUUCUAUGGUUUGACUCAGACCUUGCUCUGCAAUUUGAUAACCAUGGUUACACACCAUUGCAUUUGGUAGCUAUGAACGGUGAUGUUGCAAUCUUCAAGGAAUUUAUGGCAGCAGCUCGGUCAUCCUUUCAGAUGCUCACAAAAAAUGAAUCAGAAACUGUGUUUCAUCUUGCUGUAAGAUUCAAUCAUUCUGAUGCUCUUAAAUAUUUGACAAAGGUUUUCAGUUCCACCUAUCUCCUCCACAGAGCAGACAGAUUUGGUAACACCAAUUUACAUAUUGCAAUCUCCCAAGGAAACUAUAAUUUAGCUGAGUAUAUCUUGCCUAAAAUGAAGACGAAAAUUAAUUAUUGGAACUAUGAAGGACAUACCGCCCUUGACAUCCUCAGCCAGGCUGGAUCUGCUUCAGGCAUUCAGCACCUUAAGGACCAGAUAAUGAAAGCAGGAGGCAAAAUGGGCAUUGAAAUUCCUCAAUCACUGAUACCUGAAAUCCCCACAGAUGCACUAGAAAAUGAACCUGGUAGGUCUCUAGCCUAUAUAUAUGACAUUCAAAUGCAGGAACAUAAUAAAGCAGUCCAGAAUCAAGACAGAGAGAAACCGAAAGUUCAGGGUAGCCACUUAUCUGAACCGGAGUCCUCAUCAAAACGGAGUACCCAAACCAUUACGCCUGAGCAGAAGCGUCAGAGCAAGAAACACAGGCGAGAACUAAUUCAGAUGUACAAGCGUGAUCAUCAUAAACAUCAUGAUGCAUAUAGAGAGGCGCUACAAAAUGCACGGAACACAAUCACACUAGUCUCCAUUUUGAUUGCCACAGUUACAUUCACUGCAGGCAUUAGUCCUCCUGGUGGUGUCUACCAGGAAGGACCAUUGAAGGGAAAAUCAACAGUGGGAAGAACAACAGCUUUUAAGGUGUUUGCAAUAAGCAACAACAUUGCAUUGUUCACAUCUUUAUGCAUUGUGGUUGUUCUAGUCAGCAUCAUCCCCUUUCGAAGAAAAUCACUGAUGAAGCUGUUGGUUGUUGCUCACAAGGUAAUGUGGGUGGCUGUAGCCUUCAUGGCGACGGCUUAUGUUGCAGCUACAUGGGUGAUCAUGCCACAUGGCCAGGGGGAUAAAUGGACAUUGGAGGUUCUAGUGUCCAUUUGCAGUGGGACUGUUGGAUCUGUCUUUGUUUGUUUAGGAGUUAUGUUGGUUAGACACUGGCUGGGCAAGUUGAAGUGGAGGAAACAUAAGGGGAAACAGGAGAGUAAAGAGAAAGAGAAAGAGAAAGAGAAAGAGAAGGAUGAAGAGACUGGGAUUUCUGCUGAUGUUAAUGAAGAUGAAAAUAAAUCACUUUCUAGUAACUCUGAUGUAUUCAGUUCCAUAUCUUCAGGAUACGGAUUUCAUCCGUACUGAACAUUUUAUUUAAGGCCAACUUUUCUGAAGUACUUCUUGGUUGUUUCCAUAUAAGCUAUCUUUAUUCCAGGAAAACAUUGCAUUGUUCAAUUGAAAAUUCCUUAAUUGAAAGAUGCAUUGAAUGAUAUUGCUUAUAGGAUAAUUCAGACGCAUUUUUCAGUAACACGAUUUCUAUUGCAAAGACUGACUAGAUAUGUAUCCUAUUAGUUAUCGUA
Messenger RNA from Pistacia vera, 2172 nucleotides. Its product is annotated as ankyrin repeat-containing protein NPR4-like. Lineage: Eukaryota; Viridiplantae; Streptophyta; Magnoliopsida; Sapindales; Anacardiaceae. The record is from RefSeq and is a predicted model, not a curated record. Gene Ontology annotation, molecular function: protein phosphatase 1 binding; protein phosphatase regulator activity. Gene Ontology annotation, cellular component: plasma membrane.